AUGGCCCCGCUGCUGCUGCUGCUGCUGCUGGUGCUGCUGCUCGGGCGGCCGCUGCUCGGGGCACCGGGGCAGGGAUCGGGCACCUGGGCCCGCUUCGCCAGCCUGCCCUACCCGCAGGACCAGCUCUUCCUCCACGACACCUUCCCCGACGGCUUUCUCUGGGGUGUAGGCAGCGCUGCCUACCAGACGGAGGGCGGCUGGCGGCAGGAGGGCAAAGGGGCUUCGGUCUGGGACACCUUCACCCACCGCCCCGCCACACCACCCGGUGCUGGCUUCAUGGGUCCGACGGGCGGCGACGUGGCCAGCGACAGCUACAACAACCUCUUCCGCGACGCCGAGGGGCUGCGGCGUCUGGGGGUCUCCCACUACCGCUUCUCGCUGGCCUGGGCCCGGCUGCUGCCCAACGGCACAGCGCCCCUCAACCCCGCCGGGUUGGCCCACUACGACCGGCUGCUGGUCCGCCUGCGGGCGCUAGGCAUGGAGCCCGUCGUCACCUUGUACCACUGGGACCUGCCGCAGCACCUGCAGGACGCCUUUGGUGGCUGGGCCAGCCCUGUCCUACCCGAGCUCUUUCGCGACUAUGCCGAGCUCUGCUUUCGGCAUUUUGGAGGGCAGGUGCGCUACUGGUUGACCAUGGACAACCCCUACGUGGUGGCCUGGCACGGCUACGGCACAGGGCGGCUGCCGCCGGGCGUGCGGGGAGGCCCGCGCCUCGGCUACCGGGCAGCGCAUCACCUGCUGCAGGCCCAUGCUAAAGUCUGGCAUCUCUACAAUGACCAUUUUCGUCCAGCUCAAAGAGGAAAAGUGUCAAUUGCCCUUAGCUCCCACUGGAUAAAACCUCAAAGUAUGACUGAAAAAAAUAUAAAAGAAUGUCAAAAAUCCCUUGACUUUGUGGUCGGCUGGUUUGCUAAGCCCAUAUUUAUUGAUGGUGACUAUCCAGACAGCAUGAGGAGUAACCUCUCAUCUCUGCUGCCUGAAUUCAGUGAAGAUGAGAAGAAGUACAUCAAGGGAACAGCUGACUUUUUUGCUCUUUCUUUUGGAGCUACCCUGAGUUUCCAGCUCUUGGACUCUCACAUGAAAUUCCAGCAGUUGGAAUCAAUAAGCUUGAGGCAGCUCCUUUACUGGAUAAGCUGUGAAUAUAACAAUCCCCCAGUAUUCAUUGUGGAAAACAGCUGGUUUGUUUCUGGUAGCACCAAGAGAGAUGAUGCCAAAUAUAUUUACUAUCUCAAGAAGUUCAUUAUGGAAACUUUGAAAGCUAUCCGGUACGAUGGAGUUAAUGUGUUUGGAUACACAGUCUGGUCCCUCCUGGACGGCUUUGAAUGGCACAGGGGAUACAGCAUUCGACGCGGAUUGUUUUAUGUUGACUUCCAGAGCCACGACAAAAAGUUGAUGCCAAAAUCUUCUGUCUUGUUCUAUCAAAAAUUGAUAGAAAAAAAUGGCUUCCCACCUUUGCCUGAAAACCUGCCCAUAGAAGGGGUCUUUCCCUGUGGGUUUGCCUGGGGGAUUGUUGACAACUAUAUUCAGGUAGACACAACACCUGCUCAGUUUCUUGACCCUAACGUUUAUGUGUGGGAUGUUCACCAGACGAAGAAACUGAUUAAAGUGGAUGGGGUUUUCACCUCCAAACGCAAGCAUCACUGUGUUGACUUUGCUGCUAUCAGGCUCCAGGUCUCUCUUCUACAGGAAAUGCACGUCACCCACUUCCAUUUUUCACUGAAGUGGUCUUUAAUCCUUCCUUUAGGUAAUCUUUCUCUAAUCAACCACACACUUGUACAUUAUUAUCGGUGUUUUGCUAGUGAACUUCUCAGAGUUAACAUAACUCCUGUUGUUGCUUUAUGGCAACCUAUGGCUGAGAACCAAGAGCUUCCAGCUUCCCUUGCCAAAUACGGAGCUUGGGAAAACCCAGAGACCAUUCAGGCUUUUGUUGAAUAUGCCAAAUUCUGCUUUACAAGUCUUGGGGACUAUGUAAAAUUUUGGAUCACAAUGAAUGAACCGUCUGUGAAAAACUUGACCUACACUGCAGGGCACAAUCUGCUGAAAGCUCAUGCGAAAGCUUGGCAUCUUUACGACAAAGAAUUCAGAAGAUCUCAGAAGGGUAAAAUAUCUAUAGCUCUGCAAGCUGACUGGGUGGAACCAGCCUGUCCCUUUUCCAGGAAUGACCAAGAAGUUGCUGACAGAAUUUUGGAGUUCGACAUUGGCUGGCUUGCAGAGCCCAUCUUUGGGAAUGGUGACUACCCACGUGUGAUGAGAGCAUGGCUUCACCGAAGAAACAGUGUUGACCUCUAUAAUUUCCACUUGCCUUCUUUCUCAGAAGAUGAAAAGAAAUUAAUCCAGGGCUCAUUUGAUUUUUUUGCUUUAAGUCAUUACACUACCACCCUUGUGGGCUGGGAGAAAGAAGAUGCACUAAAAUAUGACCACUACCUUGAAGUUCAGAUGAUCAAUGACAUCACAUGGCUGCACUCCCCCAACAGAGCUGCAGUAGUGCCCUGGGGACUGCGUAAAUUGCUCAAGUGGGUUAAAUCAAAAUAUGGCGAGAUCCCAAUUUACGUUAUGGCUAAUGGAAUUGAUGAUGACCAGAAUAUGGUGCACGAUAAGCUCAGAGUGUAUUACAUACAGAAUUAUAUCAAUGAAGCUUUAAAAGCUUACACCUUGGAUAAUGUCAACCUGCAAGGAUAUUUUGUCUAUUCUUUUAAUGACAGGACUGCUCCUAAAUACGGUCUCUAUGGUUAUGUUGCAAAUCAAUAUGAGCCAAAGCCUUCGAUGGAACAUUACAGAGAAAUAAUUGACAAGAACGGGUUUCCUGGUCCUGACACUCCUGAGGUGCUGUGCCCAGAAGAGAUUGCCUUAUGUACUGAAUGCCACUUUUUCCGAACCAGAAAAUCAUUGUUAGCCUUCAUCUCUUUCAUAUUUGUUGCUUUUAUUGUUACUAUAUUUUUCAUUACUUACUAUUCCAAGAGGGUAGAAAGACGGUAUAAAUAGAGCUGCCCCUUUGCAUACAUUACCCAGUACCCGUUUUCUUGCAUCUUCUUGGGAAAUCUGAAAUAAGUGUGCACAAUGUUGUGGCUGCUACAGUACUAGGAAGGCACGUACACUGCCUGGUGCUUCGGGACAGUGGCACUGAGAAGAGAUUGUUAGUGUAUGGCUUCCAGAAAUCAUUUUCUGUGGUUUAGUACAUUUGGCCUGUGACCUGUCUUUAAUUCCUGUGGUUGGAGUUACCUCACAGCUUUCCCUGGGACCUUUGGUUGAGCAGAUGCUUUCCCUUCCUUGGUUUUCCCUCACUGAGUUUUGUAAGUGUAUUUUGAAGACAUAGAGUGUUGGAAGAGCCUGACAUGUCAAAUUGUCUGAGAAAAGGUUGAGGAGAGACAAAAUGAUAUGUUUCCAAAUUAGGGUUUAAUGCUGAUGUUAAGUGAUCAGAGCCAACACCUGACUGGAGCAAGGCACGUGACUGAGCAGAGUCGGGGGAGAAUUGCACAAAGAGACUCAGGGUGCUGGGAUUCACACUCCCCAACUUCAUGUUUUUGCUGCUGCCACACAACCUUGCUGUCCUGGCUUCAUUCUUCAGAGCAUAACUCAGUGCUGACUUGAGGGCUGCGUAGGACCUGAAGAUGCAGCUGGGGAACCUUAUGUCAAGGAUCUGUGUCUUUCAGUGGGGAAGGCAGCAGGGAUGUGUCCUAGGAUGGCAGGGAUCGUGCCAUCUGACGGGAAGAGGUGCGAAGGGUGAAAGGGCCUUUCUCUGCACAUAAGUUGUGCUGAACAAGAUUUUAAAUCCCAACAUUUCAGUGUAAUAAUCUGGCACUUUAUUGCUGCUUUUGCCAGGGUCUGAGGUCUUGGAGCUGUUGCUUCUGAAAUGCACUUCCAUAUUCCUUGGGGCUCUUCUAGUUUUGCUGAAUGUUUUACUUUGAGCGACAGGAUCUGGCCCUGACAACAUUUCAUUGCAAUAAAGUACUACUGAACUGAAGUUAGCAAAACAUUAGCAACAUCAUUUAUUAGUAACAGCAUUUAUUAGUAGAAAUAGAUAUAGACAAUGGGAGACGAUCCUGUGUUAUUUUGCUUGCCUUGUGAAUCACUGCAUUAGGAGUAUCCAUAGUGUAAAAGCACUGUGGCCAUUUUUCUCCACUCUCUAAUUCUAGGCCUGCAUUGCCUUCAGCUGUAAUUGUAUUUUUAUUGCGAUGUGAAUAAUGUCAGUCACUGGCAAGAAUAUUUUAAAGGAAAUGUGCUCUGUGUUAAUUAAGAAUUAUUUAUCUACAAAGCUGAUUACACGGCAUUAAAUGUGAUGUUUAUCUCCUAGAUGACUAGCAGAUGACUAAAUGACCUCCUUAGGUUCCUUCCAACCUGAAUAUUCUAUGGUUCUGUGAUUCUGUGAUGUAAAUUAAAACUUAUGUAUGAAAUACGAUUUUCAUUUGCAACUGAAGAUUAUAUUUUUUCUUAAACGAUCUGUAGAAAUAGAAAAGAAUUAGUAUGUCAUCACUAUGAUUAAUAUAUUUGUCCUCUAGUUCCAGCCUUAAAAUUGUCUCUCUUUGCACUAAUAUAUAUUUUGAUACCAAGAUUAAGGUGAAAAAUUUAUGGUAAGUCAUAAAGUAUUAAAAAUAUACAUAAAAAAAUUAUAGACUGAUAGGACUUCCAGAAGAAGAGGAAAUUUUAAGCUGCUGUAUAUUUAUGCAUUGCUGCCUGGUGCAGUGCGGAUUGCAAUGAAAUAGCUCUCCCGAAAUGUAUGAAAUGCCAAAUGGCUUUCUCCAUGUCACGACAAUGAAUCACCUCGCGAAUACGUUUACUCCAUUGUGUCAGACGCCUUCACAAUCCAUAACAAGAAGUGACACUCAUUUAAUAUAAGCUGUAGCCAGGUCAUGCAUAACUUCCAUGUUAUAUGUGUAUGUAUGUUUUAAUUAUUUUGUUGCUGGUAAAAUAGAGUCUAGGCCUGCUGUUUUGGAGGAGCUGGGCGUCUGUGUUUCCCCUGGGCUUCAGGGGGUUCAGUGGACCUGGGCCGAGCAAGCCCAGGACAAGAUGGGUGCUGUGCUGGUGGGUGCUCAGGCAGUGCCUGGACUCUUUCCUGAUAAUUUAUCAUCCAGCAAGUCAUGGUGGUGUGCUGUUUAAUGGGCCGGUUACAGCACAACGUGUGAAACCAGCAGUCCUAGCAAGGAGGAGGCACUGCAGGCUGGGUGAUAUGUAACCACCGACAGGCAGAUGGCACCAGCUGGAUAUCAAAUUUGUAGGUAAAUUGGGAUUUGCUGCUACGAAGCUGUGUGAUCACAUCCUCUAAUGGUGCCGUGGCCCAUAGAAAUAACACAGCCU
Cygnus olor (mute swan) is the source of this 5289-nucleotide messenger RNA. It is a transcript of the gene KL, whose product is annotated as klotho. Bases 1 to 2979 code for a protein of 992 amino acids. NCBI's taxonomy places the organism in Eukaryota, Metazoa, Chordata, Aves, Anseriformes, Anatidae. Gene Ontology annotation, molecular function: hydrolase activity, hydrolyzing O-glycosyl compounds. The record is from RefSeq and is a predicted model, not a curated record. Gene Ontology annotation, biological process: carbohydrate metabolic process. The transcript is spliced from 5 exons.